CUAUGACAGAAUUCGCAACUGGCUGUUGCGAGUUGUGUGCAACCCUGCAUUCCGCGCAGUCGUCGCAGAGGUCGCCACGCCACGAACCCUAGUUCCGGGCUCGUUCAUUAUGAGCCAGCCCUGUAACGAGACCUGCAUUCUGCAAGGUAGCUCUGCACAGUAAUAGGUGCAUCACUACCAGCACCUGCAUAGCCCACUCAGCCGCUGCGACUUGAAUGUUUAUGCUGGCGCAAGUGUCGCGUGCAAUCAACGACAACAGCGACGCUGCAUAAUACUAAAAUCCUGAAAAUCCUGAAAGCUUAUAGAUACUGCCCUUCCACCGUUCAGCUUUGCUCGGGAUGCAGCCGUCACAAGUCGCGUUUCAGGCGCUGGACUAUGCUCAACAACUGAAAGUUUCUAUAGAGGCGGAUGCGCAGCGAAAAUCGGAUCCGGGGCUGCGGGUCCCUGCGGACUACGCGUUUGCACUGCUGGCACUGCUCGCUGCGGGUGGCCUAGUGCUGGGCAGCAUCGCGUUGGGCUGGUGGGUUCUGUGGCGCACCACACUGCACAAGAUGGGCCCCUUCCGCGACCUCAUGGGAUUGAACAAGGCGGCGAAGGCGGACGCCAAGCAGCGGGCUGCGGCAGAGAUCCGGGCGCUCAAGGUACGCACGUGAGCCGCGUGGCGGCUUGGUGGCAGGCAGUGUUUGUCGGGUCAUGGGGUGGCCAUGUGGUAAUUGCCGCAUUCCGCUUGUCGCGUGUUGCGCCGUGUGCCACGCGGUGGCGCCAAUGAGGAACUUAGCCUAGAUUGAAGCGUGCACCUGCUGGCAGGCACUAGGGUGUUACAAAACCGUGGGGCU
Messenger RNA from Chlamydomonas reinhardtii, 836 nucleotides. RefSeq lists its product as uncharacterized. The transcript is spliced from 3 exons. The record is from RefSeq and is a predicted model, not a curated record. NCBI's taxonomy places the organism in Eukaryota, Viridiplantae, Chlorophyta, Chlorophyceae, Chlamydomonadales, Chlamydomonadaceae. The coding region runs from base 339 to 653 and encodes 104 amino acids.